AUGGGGGAGCUCCUUUCCUACUAUCUGCGAAAAUAUGCCCUGGAUGCUGCCCUGUUGCCGGCCCUGCUGCGCUCCAUGCGCUCCGCCGUCUUCCCGGGCAACAAGUUUGGCGCAACGCCACCCACACUCGUGGCGCCAGCAAAUGCCCACGAAGAAAAAGCCCUGAGACGACGGACGGCCGAAGCUGUGUGGGCUGUGGCCAAUGGCAAUCGGGCUGCCUCGGAAGCGACGCUAGCCGACAUCGAUGGCGUGCUGGACGUCUUCAGUGACGCCUAUUGCAACAAACACCUGCUGUACGGCCUGCUGGAGGCUAUCCUGGUACGCCUGUUGCCAGAGAUGGCCGACACAGGUGUGCUGGGUCUCUGGGAGGAGCGCCUAAGCUGA
Molecule: messenger RNA, 384 nt
Organism: Grosmannia clavigera kw1407
Lineage: Eukaryota; Fungi; Ascomycota; Sordariomycetes; Ophiostomatales; Ophiostomataceae
Exons: 2
Coding region: 1-384 (127 amino acids)
Source: RefSeq, a predicted model, not a curated record